This is a messenger RNA of Mucor velutinosus, 1617 nucleotides long. RefSeq lists its product as uncharacterized. Gene Ontology annotation, biological process: protein transport. The coding region runs from base 1 to 1617 and encodes 538 amino acids. Gene Ontology annotation, cellular component: cytoplasm. The transcript is spliced from 6 exons. The record is from RefSeq and is a predicted model, not a curated record. Lineage: Eukaryota; Fungi; Mucoromycota; Mucoromycetes; Mucorales; Mucoraceae.
AUGCCAAACAGCUUAGCCAGCUUAACUGAUAGCAUGGAAACGAACAGUAUCACGCAUACGAUCGGUAAUCUGGCUCGUGCUGCAACCACCCGUCAUCGUCAUUCUCAGCAUUUGAGUUCAACCACUGCUCUGCCUGUUCCGCCACCACCUCAACACACAAAUGUCUCGAGCCAUCCUCAUGAUCACACAACAGCAGCAGCAGCAAAUGCCCGUCGCUUAUCAGCCGAUUACUCUUCCAGUGCACCGAAUCAUCUUUCUCAUUCACCCUCCAACAGUGCAUCUCAUUUAGACAGCAGAAGAAAUUCGGCAGUGGGUCUGACGGCUGUCGAUGGCCCUAUUAAUAAUAUGACAAUUGAAUUUGAUGGUGGAACUCACGUCAUUGUGCGACCCAACCGUAUUAUCAGAGGUAAAGUGAUAUUGACCGCUGUCGAAAGACUCUAUGUUACAAGGAUUCGGGUCAAGUUUCGUGCAGAGGAAGUAGCUAUUGUGCGUAUCGAUGAAGGAGGAGGCGAAAACAAGGGCGGCGAACGACUGCACGAGACUAUCACUACCUUCUUUGAGGCAGAUUGGAAGCUGUGGGGCAAUGAUGCUACGGCUUAUUCACAAGCUGGUUGGGAUGAAUUAGAGCCUGGAAAAUACGAAUUCCCAUUUGCAUUAAAGUUUCCUAAUGUCAACUACCCUCCCUCUAUGGAAGAGCCCAAAGGAUUCAGUAUUCGCUAUGUUUGGACAGCUCAAGUAGAUGGGCCUGCUCUUCAAUCUGGAUUGAAAAGCAGAGAAUAUCUUACCCCGUACAGGCCAAUCAUUGUAUCAACACCAGAUCGUCAAUGGGAGUAUAGAAAAACGCUAAUGCGAGAUAAACGAACCAUUGCCGCCGAGGUGCUUGCCAAGCUGGUGAAACAAUCCUACUGUCCGGAUGAGCCAUUUAUCAUGCAUUUAAAGAUAUUCCUGGGUCAAUCUGAUUCUCGCAUCACAUCAGUGGGAUUCAAAUUUCGCAAACACCAUGAAGGAAAGAUGCUGGUUCAACGAGGCACAGCGUUCAGAGAGCAUGUCCGUGUCGUGUUGCAGGGUCAAAUACCUGUGCCUGGCUCAGAUUUCAAGUUUGAGCAAGACAUUUCAUUCGACGUCCCUACUCGACUGGUGUCUCCCUCCUUCAUAUCACAUCACACGCGCGUCUACUACGAUAUUCAAUUCCAAGUAACAAUGGAGCAUGGCGGUUUAUUCAAAUCCACACACACAUCUGAAUUCGCCAUCCCCAUCACCAUUGCUAAUUUACCGUAUGACCAGCUACUGCGUAUUCCUGGUUUGACGUCCAUUGAGUUUUACAAGACCAGCAAGGAAUGUCCUCAGUUCUUUGAUCCUACAUUGGAAGAGCCGCCAGAGCAAUCAGCGCUACCAAGUGAACUCUUGGGCUCCAUUCAAACAGCCUUGAUGACCUCCACACCUCGCGAUGACCCACCCAAUUACUUUAGUAUCCCCACCUUACCACCACAAUUAGAAUUGCGUAAGGAACGCAAGGAGAGAUCAGUGUACAUGACUAGAUCAGUGAGAGGUAAUGUUCAAGGCGCAGAAUUAACAGAAGCCAUGGUGAUUCCUGGAUUAUUUGAUGAAAGCUGGUAG